AUGCGCAGUGAGUUCGAGGAGGAGGUGUUUUGUAGUGCCCUUUCCGUGGAACAUCUACUCUCCUACUGCCAUGGAUGUUUCAACAGUGGGUCAGGUUUACGAAAAUGCAGCGGCUGUCGAAUGUUUGUUUACUGUUCCACAUCAUGUCAGAAGAAAGAUUGGCAGUUACAUAAGAAUGAAUGCACGGCUUGCAAGGCCUGUGAUGGAGUUUCGAAUGAAGACAUCCGAUUAGUAAUGAGGUUGGCUGUGAAAUGGGCUGCAGGAGAAAUGGGAGAUACUGAAGCAGAUGGAGUGGUUCGUAACCUUUCCACCUUGGAAUAUCAUGGUGAUGUACUUGAGGAGAAAGCCAGUUUAUUUCUGAAAGAUUUCAAACAAUUUUUUCGGAAGCGCAUUGUAAGCGACGAUGUGAUUAAAAGGUUGUGCAAGGUUACAUGCGUGAAUAGCUUCUCUUUAACAAAUGAAUACGGAACCUCCAUCGGGAUAUCAUUGUGUGUUCGACUCAGUGCGAUUGAUCACUCAUGCCGCCCGAAUGUACGUUAUGCUUAUCGAGGAAAUUAUGCGCUGAUGGUCCCUACUUUAUGGUCAAAAACUCCAUUAACGCUUAAAGAAGCUAAACAUUCCUACAUCAACGAGCUCAUGCCAAGGACAAUGCGUCAGGAAAUUUUAAAACGAGAUUACAACUUCGACUGUUCAUGCGAAGGCUGCUUAGACGAAGAACGAAACGAACGCAUGGAAGGAUGGUAUUGUGAGCAGUGUGAAGAUGGCUGGUUACCACCACGAGAAGAUUCAACGUGCUCUAUGUGUGGAUGGAAAAUAACUCUUGACCACUACGAAGUAUGUCGAUUAGCGGAAGAAACUGCCAAGUCUGGUAACAAGGUCCUCUUAGGAGACGAAUACAAACGUGAAGCAAAGCUUAAGAUGGCUUAUACUAUGAUGCCAAUUUUUGAAGGAGCUCUAUAUAUUUUCAACGUACUCAGGAUCCCUAGUCUACGGACUCUUUAUGGGAAUGCCGUCACUGAAAAGAACGCUGAGGAAAUUAUCAAAUACGGUGGCGCACUGUUACUCUUGCAAGAACAAUACCAAGACCAGGAUGAUUUGGCUUUGUGUCAUCUGAAAUUUGGCCUUGCACAAGCGUAUAAAUCAAUUGAGAAGGACGACGAGUGUAAAAAAAUGCUUAAAGGAGUGAAAGAGGUUUUCGGACGUGCGUAUGGAUCAAAUUCCAGGAUUUACAAACUUGCAUCUCUAAUUUCAUAG
Messenger RNA from Necator americanus (New World hookworm), 1254 nucleotides. RefSeq lists its product as uncharacterized. Lineage: Eukaryota; Metazoa; Nematoda; Chromadorea; Rhabditida; Ancylostomatidae. The record is from RefSeq and is a predicted model, not a curated record. Gene Ontology annotation, molecular function: protein binding. Bases 1 to 1254 code for a protein of 417 amino acids. The transcript has 11 exons. Gene Ontology annotation, cellular component: nucleus.